Molecule: messenger RNA, 1338 nt
Organism: Rhipicephalus sanguineus (brown dog tick)
Lineage: Eukaryota; Metazoa; Arthropoda; Arachnida; Ixodida; Ixodidae
Product: alpha-tocopherol transfer protein-like
Exons: 6
Coding region: 370-1098 (242 amino acids)
Cellular component (GO): membrane
Molecular function (GO): phosphatidylinositol bisphosphate binding
Source: RefSeq, a predicted model, not a curated record
AGUUUGGAGGCCGUACGCAAGCUGUGUACUUCGUGAAAGAUAGCUCUUCGGAGCAGCGGUGCCUUGUGGCGGAGCGCUGGCAGAAGUUUCCCCGCCGCACGUUUCCUCGGGAAUACUCGUUUGACGUCGCAAACUCAACGUUUCAACUGCACGGCACCAGCGGUACUACGAGUGAGUGCACGACAUUACAGCGUGUGUUCGGAGUGGUCAGUGACAUGAGUGCGGCGACCUCGGCACCGGCUGCCUCACUCGAAUCUACAGAGGAUGUUGCACGCAGAGAAUUAGGAGAAACGCCAGCGGUCCAAACAGACGGCUCUCCAUGAAUUGCGACAGCUCCUUAUUUCAGAUGAACCAUCACUGCACUGUCCAAUGGACGACGCCUUCCUGGAUCAAGUUCCUGCGAGCCCGCAAGUACGAUACGAAGCCGCUUUCAAGAACAUCAAGAAGUACUUCAAGGUUCGAAAGGACCACCCGGAAAUGUUUAAAGACCUAACUCCAAGUAGAGUACCUUUCGACGCCAUGUGCCGCAAAAAUCGCAUCACCACGGUCUCACGUCACAAAGAUCCGAUGGGAAGGGCGGUUGCGCUGAUGAAGGUUGGGUCCUGGAAUGCUGAGAUUUGCAGCAUGAACGAUUUCUUCAGAGUGAAUUUGGUACUCCUCGAGCACUUUCUUCAUCUGGAAGACGUUCAGGUUAGGGGCGUCGUAGGCAUAUUUGACUUUAAAGGCCUCAACAUGUACCAUCUGGCUCACUACACACCAUCUGUGAUAAGAACCCUCAUCAGUCUUGUGCAGGACUGUAUGCCCAUGCGCCUGAAAGCAAUCUACUUCAUCAACCAUCCUCCAGUAUUCCACAUUUUAUUUGCAAUUAUUAAGACCUUCCUCAAGCCGAAACUUCUAAAGCGGACUCGACUUUUCGGCUACGACCUAAAGGAACUGCACCAGCUUGUGCCGGAUGACGUCAUUCCGGAAGAAAACGGAGGGACGAACGAAAGCUACGACUACGAGCCAUUGCAGAGAGAGUUAGAGAGUGAAGAGGGUUUCUACCAAAAUCUCGGCUCGUACGGCUACCGCGAUGCGCCGACAAAGACUGAGCCUUAGUCCGACGGCUUGCUCACUGACGAGAUAUCCUUGAGCAAAGAAUAGGUGAACACAACUGAGGCAUUCUGUAAUCAACUGCGGUAAUGCUGUUUGUUGAGCUUACUGCUUUUUCACAUGCCGCCGAUGUCGCCUUCAUGCUGACGAGAUGUGCCCAACAAAGAGAAGUCCUUUCAGCUCCGGCGUAAUCGAAACUUAAUAUCGUGCUGAGACCACUGAUCAGACCGACUAGAGAGAAAGCUC